AUGUCCUCGUCUACCCACUUCCCCGACGCCGAGGGCUUCCAAACACAGUCUGACAACUUCAUAUCAUGGCUCCAAGCCAGCUCGGGUGUACAACUCAAUCAUAAAUUGAGACUGGCAGAUCUCCGGGCCAGCGGAGCAGGACGAGGUGUCGUGGCACAGGAAAACAUCCCCGAAGGUGAAGAACUAUUUUCCAUCCCCCGUGCUAUGGUGCUCGCCGUCCAAAAUUCCGAGUUGAAGACCCUGCUGGGUCAAGAUCUAGAGCAGCUCGGUCCAUGGCUGUCUUUGAUGCUGGUCAUGUUGUACGAGUACCUCCAGGGCGAAAAGUCCCGGUGGGCCCCAUACUUCAAGGUCUUGCCCUCUCGUUUCGAUAGUCUGAUGUUUUGGUCAUCUGCCGAACUGCAGGAGCUGCAGGCAAGCACCAUCGUUGAGAAAAUCGGCCGAGAAGGCGCUGAAGAGUCCAUCAUGGAAUCGAUCGCUCCGAUCGUGAGGGGAAACCCUGCUCUCUUCCCACCGGCCCCUGGUCUGUCAUCUUAUGAUGGUGACGCCGGUGCCGCUGCUUUGAUUGAGCUGGCCCAUGUGAUGGGGUCCCUCAUCAUGGCCUAUGCCUUCGAUAUCGAAAAGUCCGAGGACGAUGAUGAUGAGGGAGACGCAAAUGACGAAAGUUACAUGACCGACGAUGAGGAUGAACAAUUGCCCAAAGGCAUGAUCCCUCUCGCCGACCUCCUUAAUGCUGAUGCAGACCGCAACAACGCCCGUCUCUACCAAGAAGAAGGCGCUCUUGUCAUGAAGGCCAUCAAGCCCAUUCAACAAGGUGAAGAGAUCUUCAACGACUAUGGAGAAAUCCCGCGCGCUGAUCUCCUCCGCCGAUACGGCUACGUGACUGACAACUACGCUGUCUAUGACGUUGUCGAGCUAUCGCUGGAGAGCAUCUGCCAAGCCGCAGGUCUUUCAAACAGCGAUGUCGAAUCUCAGCCCCGUCUCGAGUUCCUUGCAGAACUCGAUAUCCUUGAUGACGGCUAUGUGAUCCCCAGACCCGUCGAAGCAGACACCACUCUGGUAGACAUUCUACCAGCCGAGCUGGUCGUUCUGCUAUCUACCCUUGCUCUUCCUGAAGAAGAGUUCAAGCAGCGCCAGUCCAAGAACAAGGCACCCAAGCCGGCUCUUGAAGCUAACCAGGCUGCCAUUUUGGUCAAGGCUUUGCAAACGCAACAGGCUCAAUAUGCUACCACCCUGGCACAAGAUAUCCAGCUUGCCAGCUCGCUGCCUCCAUUGGACCCAUUGGAUGUGUCAUCUCGGCGCGCGAGAAUGGCCCUUCAGGUUCGCGUUGGUGAGAAGCAGGUUAUCCAAACUACCCUGGGCAUGCUGGAGCCCGCUGCGACGGGCUCACUAAAGCGUUCUGCUGGCGAUGACGGUGAGUCGCGACAGUCCAAGACUCAACGAGUUUGA
Molecule: messenger RNA, 1446 nt
Organism: Penicillium salamii
Lineage: Eukaryota; Fungi; Ascomycota; Eurotiomycetes; Eurotiales; Aspergillaceae
Source: the annotation of a GenBank genome assembly